GUGUUGCUAGCGCAAGUUAGCCGAUACAUUGGUGCUAAAUUUAAAGUCGGAUACGUUGUUAAAUGGAGCAGGGAAAGAAGUUUUGAGACCACACAGCUCUUUCUGUCUAGGGCCAUGGCACACCAUCAUGGCCUCUGUGAGCUCACUUGGUGCACAGAAUCUCCAGAGAUGGAUUCCAGCGCUGAGCAGGAUUCUGGAGUGGAAGAUGGUGACGAUGGCUGCAGUAAUCUUGACAACAGCAUCCCAACUCAACCCUCAAAUCCACCAGAGGAUGGAAACUCCACUAUUUUUGUCGCCUUCCAGGGAAACAUAGAUGAUGAGGAUUUUCAAGAGAAGCUUGAUAACAUCUUGAAUAGAAUGCCAAGCAUGCUGUUAUUGGGCUCUGAAAAGCUUCAGCCUCAGCAUGUGGAGCCGUGGAACAGUGUGCGAGUCACCUUCAAUAUCCCUCGGGAGGCUGCAGAAAGACUCCGCCUCUUGGCUCAAAACAACCAGCAGCAAUUACGGGACCUGGGAAUCCUCUCUGUUCAAAUUGAAGGUGAAGGUCCCAUUAAUGUUGCUUUGGGGCAGAGCAGAGGUCAAGAGGUCCGAGUGAAUGGGCCCAUUGGGGCCCCUGGGCAGAUGAGGAUGGAUGGAUUUCCAAUGCAGCCUGGCCCAGGAGGAAUGCGUAUGAGUAACCCUUCGGUUUCAGUGGUGCCCCCAGGGCCUGGUAUGGCAGCACAGGGAAUGGUGCCCGGAGGCGGUGUGCAGAUGCACCCAAGGGCUCCAAGGCCUCCUUCACAGACAGACACUAUGGAUCCCAUGCUGUCAGGGCUAGCUAUGCAACAGCAACAGCAGCAGCUACAGCACCCACAGGGACCACAUGGUGCUACCAAUCCCAUGGCACCUCAGGGGCAUCACUUGCAAGGCAACCGACAGCUAAACCCAUCCACGCUACAGCAGCUUCAGCAGCAGCAACAACACCAACAGCAGCAUGCCCAAUUGACACAGCUAAGUGGAGCUCGGGGCCCCUUCAAUCCCACUGGCCAGAUGCCAGUAUCUGCUGGUUGGAGCCAGGUUCUUCAGCCUCCUCCAGUCCAAGGACCCAUGGGUCCUGGUUGGAGGAAACCACCACCGCAGGCUCAAAUGGGACCACGUCCUCCCUCCUUGGCUUCUGUGCAAACACCAAACCAUCCUCCUCCCCCUUACCCUUAUGGAAGCCAGCAGGCUGGGCAGGUUUUCAAUGCCAUGGCACAGCAACAGUUACAGCAACAGCAACAACCUGGGGCAAAUCAGUUUGCAGCUCCACAGCCUAAAGGCCCCCAGGGAGCACAAGGUGUGGCUGGACCACGGGUACCUCCUCCUCCACCUCCCUCAUCAGCUCCACAGGGCAGCCUCUCUGCUAAAUCUCCUGGGUCCUCAUCUUCCCCCUUCCAGCAGGGGUCUCCUGGUACUCCUCCCAUGAUGGGACAGGGUCAAGGGCAGCUAGGUCCUCGUCCUACAACCCCACAAGGCUUCCCACAGGGCAUGGGCUCUCCUGGCAGGGCAGUGUUAGGUCAACAGGGUAAUAUGCAACCUGGUUUUAUUGGUAUGCCCCAACAUGGACAGGUUCCUCAAAGUGGAAUGGGAGGUAUGCCCAAACGAAUGCCUGUGGGCUUCCCAAACGUUCCAGGUAACCAGAACUUUGUACAAGGUCAGGUAACAGCAACUGGACCAGGACCCUCUGUGAGUAAUACAUCCCAGCUGCAGAGCAGUCAGAGUAUGGCGCUUGCAGGUGCUCAGCCCUCUGUCUCAACUCCAAACCACAUGCAGCCCAACUCUCUCCAAGGUGGUGUGUUGGGCCACCACAAUGGUAUGGUGAGCCAGCCCCCAGGUACUACCUCAGGAGGCAGUAUAGGACAGCCUCAGCAAGGCCUCCAGAGCCAAAUGAUGAGCAUACAAUCACAGCACCAGUCCCAGUCUGUGGUUUCUUCCCAAGGACAGAUGAUGCAGGGACAAUCUGGUGGACAGACCAUCCUCUCCAGACCGAUUAACCCAGGGCAGCGAGGAAUGACACCUCCUAAGCAGAUGAUGCCACCGCAGAGCCAAGGGAUGGUCCAAGGCCAAGGACAGCUUAGUGGGAACCAGGGGCACCAGGCUUUACUUUUGCAACAGCAACAACAACAACAGCAACAACAACAACAGCAGCAGCAGCAGCAGCAACAGCAACAACAACAACAGCAACAACAACAACAGCAACAACAACAGCAGCAACAACAACAGCAGCAGCAGCCACAGCAGCAAAAUUCCAUGAUGGAGCAGAUGGUAGCUAAUCAGAUGCAAGCUAGCAAGCAAGCUUUUGGCAACAAAGGACAGCCAGGAGUCAUGCAGGGGCAGAUGAUGCGAGGUCCAUCACCUAACGUGCCAGGAAAUCUGGCUCAGUUCCAGUCUCAGAUGGGUCAACAGCAGCAGAUUGCUCAGCAGCAACACCAACAGCAGCAGCAACAACAACAACAACAGCAACAACAAAUGGCUCAGCUACAGCAACAACAGCAGCUACAGCAACAACAGUUGCAGCAGCAGCAACUUCAGCUUCAACACCAACAGCCACAGCAGCAGCAGUUACAACAACAGCAGCUACAGCAACAUCAGCAAAUGAUGCAGCAGCAAACCCAACAAAUACCGAUGAAUGGUAAUCCCAACCAGACCAUAGGUCUCCAUGGACAACAGAUGCGACUUCAAGGAGGCCACCAUUUGGUCCAGCAGCAGCUCCAACAGCAGCAGCAACUUCAGCAGAAACAACAGCAGCAGCAACAAGUAAUGCAGCAGCUACAGCAACAGCAGGCUAGUCAACAGCAUCCACAUCAGUUGGGAGAUGGUGGUGGAAACACUGGUGACAUCAGCCAACAACAGAUGCUUUCAGACAUGCAGAACCAACAGCAGCAACAAGGAAUGAUGGGAGGCCCUCAACACAUGCAGGUGGGCAGUGGUCACUUUCCUGGCCAUGGCAUGCCCUUCAAUCCUCAAUUUGGGGGGCAAAUGCCCAUGGGAGGACCCUGUGGCCAGGCUGGAUUCCCAGUGAACAAAGAUGUAACACUAACUAGUCCCUUACUAGUUAACCUUCUCCAGAGUGACAUUUCUGCCAGUCAGUUUGGUCCAGGUGGGAAACAGGGGGCAGGUGGCACUGCUCCUAAUCAGACCAAGCCUAAAAAGAGGAAACCCCCUCGAAAGAAGAAACCCAAAGCAGGUGAAGGACAGCAAUCAGUGGACAACCUUGGUAGCAUGGAUUCCGCUGCACAUGGAAUGGAGGAUGUCGAGAUGCAAGGGCUAGGAGGUGAUCAAGGCGUUGGCGCUGACCCCUCCAACUCUAAACUCUCAGAUUUUACUAACAGGCCAUCAGGCUUCCCAGGUCAGCCUGGAGACCAAAGGGUCUUGCAGCAAAUGCCGAUUCAGUUCAUGCCCCAACAACAACAACAGCAACAGCAGCAGCAGCAGCAGCAGCAGAUGCAUCAAAUGCAACAGCAGCAGUUACAACAGCAGCAGCAGCAGCAAAUGCAACAGCAACAAAUGCAACAACAGCAAAUGCAACAGAUGCAACUGCAGAGUAUGCCAGUUCCCCCUGUCCAAACAGGAGCAAUGCCCCCAGGACAGCAGCAAAGCCAACCUCAAAUCCAUCAACAUCAGCUACAGCUCCAGCAGCCGCCACAACAACAGCAGCAGCAGCAGCAGCAGCAACAACAACAACAACAACAGCAGCAGCAGCAACAACAACAACAACAACAACAACAACAGCAGCAGCAGCAGCAACAACAACAACAACAGCAGCAACAGCAGCAACAGAUGAUGAUGAUGCUUAAGAUGCAGCAAGAUCAAGCUAAGAAUCGAAUGCCACUUCAACAAGGUAGUCACCCAAGGGGUCUUCUUAAUCCUUCUGAUUCAGCUCAGAGAAUGCCAGUCUCUCAACAGGGCAACAUGCCUGUGAUGAUUAAUCUACAAGGACAUGGUGGUGUUCCACCCUCUCCAGAUAAAGCUAGGGGAAUGCCACUUAUGGUUAACCCACAGCUUGCUGGGGCAGCAAGGAGGAUGCCCCAUCCAGAGACAGGACAAGGUACCUCUGGAAUAGUCUCUGAAGAUGCAUCAGGAACUCACAACUUGCAGGACAGAGUCCCUCAUGAUGUAGGCCUUCAGACAGGGAAUGGGAUGCAACAGAUGGUUGUUAACCAGGGUCCCAAUACCCACCUAAUGAAAUCCGGAUCAAUGCCCCCACACCCAGGGGCCAGUCCCCAGCAACAGCCACAGCAAGCAAGUUCAAUAGCAGGUUCACAUAGUCUCCACUUUCCUGGCGUUCCUAGUACUUCCCAGAGUUCCCGCCCUAAGACACCCAACCGGGCAAGUCCCAGACCAUACCACCAUCCACUAACCCCAACCAACCGUCCACCCAGCACUGAACCCUCUGAAAUUAAUCUCUCUCCUGAGAGGUUGAAUGCCUCGAUAGCUGGCCUUUUCCCACCGAAAAUAAACAUUCCUCUACCACCUAGGCAGUCUAACCUCAAUCGAGGUUUUGAUCAACAGGGACUUAAUCCGACCACUUUGAAAGCCAUUGGUCAAGCUCCACCAAGCCUAUCAUCAAUCUCUAACAAUAAUAACACUAAUAGUGCUGCUACUAACAAUGGCCAGCAGUCUUUUUCCUCAAGUGGUGCUUCAAAUGUAGGAGGAAAACAAGACAAACAGUCCGGGACCGGGCAAGCCAAAAGAGCUAGUCCGAGUAAUAGCCGGCGAUCAAGUCCUGCCUCAAAUAGGAAAGCUGCAACCCCAAGCCCAGGCAGGCAAAAAGCAGCCAAGAAUUCACUCACGUCUCCACAGCACCAGCAGCAAAUAGUCACUUCACAGUCCAUGAUGGUUAGUCCAACUUCUGUACUCCCAAGUCCCAGUGCAUCCAUGUCACCAGCUGGCACUCAGGAUGUACAGCAGAUUCAGUCCCCUCUCCACAGUCUCCACAGUAGCUCAGAUACAAUAAAAGAAGGGCAGACAGCAUUGCCAGAACUGCACCAGUCUCUCCAGUCACCAAGAGAUCAGGCUGCUCCGAGAAUUUCAAGCCCACGGGUUCCUCAGGAGCCCAGAGGUCCAGAACCCAAAAGUGCAGUAGAGCAGCCAACUGCAGAGGAAAAACUUCUUCCUCAGACAGCACAACAAGAGCUUGGCUCUGAGGUCUCGCCAGCUUUUAGAGAUGCACCAACAUCUCUCAAUCAGCUCCUGGAUAACACAGGUUCUCCUUCACUGUCUAUGAAGUCAUCCCAGUCUGCAGCCCAAGCACUUAGUGGAGACACAGUGCAAAAAGAUGUGGUGCAAAAAGAUAGUUCUUAUUCUCAGACAGAGCAAGACACUGAGCAGAACACUAACAUACCUGUAACUACUGAUGGUGGAACUUCUUCAUCUGCUGCUGACUUUGAACAGAAACAGAAGGUCUCAUUGAUGUCCAGCUCCAAUCUCAACCCUAUCAGUAGCACAAGCCUACAAACCCCCAGUGUUACUUUAAGUGUUAGUCCCAGCCCAGUUCUUCUUCCCAGCUCCAGUGCAAAUGUUACUCCCAACUCUGCUGCUGGUUCAAAUUUAAAUCCCACCCCUAAACCCAUUACAAACAUGUCAACAGUCUUACAGAGGCCUACCUCAUCAGCAGCUACUCCACCUAACCAGAUAACUGUCUUUGUCACCUCUAACCCCAUUAGCUCUGCUGCUAGCAGUGCUCCUGCUGUGCCACCAGGCAUAGUUUCUACUGUGCUUGCUGUCCCCAGUAAAAACAUAAGACCUCCUGAUGCUCGUCAGCAGACUCCCACACAAUCACGCACCCCACAAUUCAUCACGACUCCUGUUUUUAUCAACCCAAUAUUCCAAGUCCCUGCUGCCUCUGUCCCCUCAAGCACUAAUGUGGUCUCCCAGCCUGUCACUGUUGUUGGGCCCAUUCAAGUUUCUGCAAAUAUUCAUCUCACUCCAGCCCCAACAUCCACAACACCAGCUACUGCAUUAGUAUCAGCACCUGUGACAACACAUUCCGUUUCUGUGAGUGUAGCCGGCAGUCAGCCUGGUCGCGCUGUCAUUGGACAGAUCCAGGUACAAGUGCCUACAAGCAGCCAUGCUCCCCCUGUGAGCAAGUUACCACCUGCCCAACAGCCAAGUCCUGGGACCCCCAAACAGGACAGCUCAUCUGAGAUCUCAUCUGCUCCAAAAUCCAGCCCUGCAGCACCCUUGUCUCAGCCUUCACCCCAUCCAAAUUCAUCCCCCUGUUCCUCGUCACCUUUCCAGCAGCCCCUGGCUUCUCCACCUGCUUGCACCAGCCCAGGGGCCACAGCCAGUGCAAGGAGAAGUCCUUUGUCCCCAUCGGCAGCUUCAGCCAAGAGCAACACUUGUCAAGCUGUUGUGAGCAAAACUCCUGUAUCAACAUCCCCUCAAUGCAGGGAUGACCAACAGAUACAACAAGAGGCCAGUGCACAACCGGGCCAAACUACAGGGAGCAUGCAACCAUAUGUUUCUCCCCUUGCGGUUCUAACAGAAACGGUUUCCUCAGCACAACCUGCUGCUCCCAUGAAACCUCCGUCUGGUUCCAUAGCAUCUCCUCCUGCGGUCUCGGUCCCUGUGACUGUGCUUAGCCCAGCACCAACCACCACACACAUUCCCACCCCUAACCCCUCUGCUCCUACUACCAGUACCACUGCUGUUCCUCUCCCUAGUCCCAUUACCAGUUCUUCUCCCUCUAGUUCCCCUGCGGAAUCACUUGCUGUCUCUGCUCCUGUCCCAGUAGUCCCCAAUCCUCCUGAUAACCCUCAGGCUGUGUCAUCCCAACCCUUACCAGCUGGGGGGCAACAGUCUCCUGUGACAAUUGAUAGUGGCCAGCCAGAUGCUGCCGAAGCUGGAGCAACUGUGUUGGAUGGGCAGAGCCUCCCAGCUCAACCUGAAGCUGUACAGGAAGAGCAUCCAUCAAGUGAGAAAACUGGAGAUGAAGCUCCCUCUGUGGCAGAGCAGGGAUUGGUAAAGAAAAGAAAGACGCCCGUCAACUUAGUCCCAAGGGAUACCAGGGCCACUGCUGAGAAGGCUAAGGGCCCCAGCCGACGGAGCUCACGGGCAGAGAAGGAGACAGAAGAAGAAACAUCAGACAACGGGCAGAGGAAAAGGGCAGCCAGACCUGGAUCGGCUUCCUCCAAUGCCGGGAAAGGAGCAGAAUCAAACACUGGAGCUAGUCCUACCCAGCCAAAGAGAAGGAAGUCUAAAUGACCAUGAAAAUUAACACCUGUGAAUUGUACAUUUAUUAUUUGUCUCUUAUGUAAACUGUUUUAUCUGCUGUUUCUCCUGAAUAAUGUUGUUUGUAGAGAGAGUAACCAUGUACAGAUUCUUGCUUUAAAAAGAAAUUAUGAUAUUGUUUUGUCUCCCCCUUCAUAAUGCAGUCUUAUUUAGAAUCA
Molecule: messenger RNA, 7406 nt
Organism: Chanos chanos (milkfish)
Lineage: Eukaryota; Metazoa; Chordata; Actinopteri; Gonorynchiformes; Chanidae
Gene: ncoa6
Product: nuclear receptor coactivator 6
Exons: 15
Coding region: 115-7221 (2368 amino acids)
Biological process (GO): positive regulation of transcription by RNA polymerase II
Cellular component (GO): histone methyltransferase complex; transcription regulator complex; nucleus
Source: RefSeq, a predicted model, not a curated record